CACCUUCCGGCCCAAGUUUGGCAAAUCCCUGCUCGGAGGGAGCAAAUUAGUGCGGUUGUUUUAUCAGCGUUGCCGUGCCGCUUGAAGAACAAGAUUGAAGUGUGCUCAAACGGUCUUUGUUGUGGUUUCCAUUCAAAAGAAGAAGAAAAAAAAAAGCAAAGCAAACCAGUUCCGGGUGAGUUGCAAGCUUUCGGCAAAUGUUGAUGGCACCCUACCAGGAAGAGCUCAAAGGGAAAAUAAAGCCCUCGGGCUGAGUCCUGACGAGGAAGUGAGUGUAAAUUAUCUUUUCUUUUUUUUUUUCCCCUUCUUCUACCGCUCUCAGCAGCUACUUCCUCCUCUGAGUUAUAAGAGUCGCUGGCUCAGGAUGACGGCCGCGUUGCUCAGAGCGCCGAGGCACAGCCAGCCGUCCACACGCUCCGAAUCGGCUCCGUCAUCCGGCCUGGGUUCUCGGAUGGAGAAGGACCCCGCCAAAUUGCACUCCCAAAUUCUUUGACGGAAUUCUUUUCAACGUGAAGUCGGGUCCGUUUGGGAGUUGUCAUUGUUGGAACGGCCGAUCGCCGCCGAGGAAGCCAGCGUGAGAGGCUUUCCGACCGUGCCCGAAGAAGAUUUUCCACGUCCCCCCCCGGAGCGGGACAUGGAGCUCCGAAAGCAGCACGCCAAAGUGGAGCGUUUUCUCAAGUUGGGCUACUCGCACGAGGACAUCGACAGGGUGCUGAAGAGCCUCCACCGCGACGCCCAGACCAACGACAUUCUCCAAGAGCUAAUCAGGACCUGCCGCCUUCGCAGUGACGCAAGCGUCCCGCGCAGCCCCAAGCUGGUGUCGAGAGGCUGCGGCCCCCCCGGCGGACCCGCCGCAUCAAGACUUGCGGAUCAAGACGGCGCUCUGGCCUUCAGGCCCGUCGUCUUGGACGGAAGCAACGUUGCCAUGAGCCAUGGAGACAAGAAGGUGUUUUCGUGUCAGGGCCUCCAGAUGGCAGUGAACUGGUUUUGGGAAAAGGGUCUGCGAGACAUCACCGUGUUCGUUCCCAUGUGGAGGAAGGAGCAUCCGCGCCCCGAGGCCCCCAUCGCAGAUCAACACAUCCUCCACGAGCUGGAGAGGAGGAAGAUCUUGGUGUACACGCCGUCGCGUUGCGUCAACGGCAAGAGGGUGGUGUGCUACGACGACCGCUACAUCGUGCGGCUGGCUUACGACAUCGACGGCAUCAUCGUGUCCAACGACAACUACCGGGACCUUCAGAUGGAGAAUCCCCAGUGGAAGAAAUUCAUCGAGGAGCGGCUGCUGAUGUACACCUUCGCCAAUGACAAGUUCAUGCCUCCGGACGAUCCUUUGGGCCGAAACGGCCCCGCCAUCGACGAUUUCCUCCGAAAGAAGCCCAAAAAUGCGGACAACAAACUGCAGCACUGUCCUUACGGCAAGAAAUGCACCUAUGGCGUCAAGUGCAAGUUCUACCACCCCGAGAGGACCAACCGAUCGCAGCUGUCUGUGGCCGAUGAGCUCAGAGACCGAGCCAAGACGUCCAACUACAAAGCGCCUCCCCCCUCCGCCGACACCGACGAGCCUCCGCGCGCCGAGCAUGGCGUCUGUCGGAGAGGCCCGCCGGCCCGGCCCGACGCGGAAGCGGACGAGGCCUUCGGCUCGCUGGACGGCCGCGUGUCCGGACUCUACGUCCCGGAGGGGCCCCGCGACGCCGGCCGGCCCCCCUACAGCUACAGCAGCGGCGUGGCCAGCUGGAGCCUGGGCCGCGACGACUGCUCCCUUCCGGGCGGCGCCGGCGCCGGCCAAAGCUACGCGGGAACUCGCCGCUUUCCUCACGAUAGCCGCGAGUGCUCGGCGUGCGCGUGCGCUCGCUGUCAGGCCGGCGUGCCCCCCGGCGCGUGGGCCUCCUGCCCGGCCGCGCCCCCGCAUCGGCGGGAUCCUCCCCUCGUCUUUUGGGACAAGGACCGCUUGUGGCGGCCCGCGCGCCAGCAGAGCCAAAGCCUGCCCGGGGACGCGCGGGGCCUCGGCCGGCGUCCGGGCGGCCCGUCCGGCGAGCUGCGCAAAGAGCUGAGGAGCCAGCUGAGCACACUCUACCCCGAGGACGCGGUCGAGGGCGUGAUGAACGCUUACCCGCACGUGUCGGAGGUCACCCAAUUGAUCGCCCUCAUCCAGAGCUACGGGAGCAGCCGCGUUGCCUUCUGAUGCCACGCGCGCAAUUUGGGGUCACGAAAGAGCACGUGCCGGGGGGACGUGCAGCUCGUGUCUGGAAGUCGGUGGUCGGUUCUUAAUCGUCACGUACAAAGAAGAAAUACGGAAGGCCGAAAGGGCCGCUUGAAAAUACGUCAAGUCAAAAGUCAAGAGAGCAAGCGGACAUUGUUUGUAUUGUCGAGUUCAUUUCAGCGGCUUUCUGUUGGAGACGCUCGGGCCGAGACUCGAGGACGUUUUCCAGUUGGCCGACAGCCUGGCAGAGUUCGGAACAGCAGCCGAACGGCAUCGUCUCCGCAUUCACAACCCAAAAAAGAACAAACUGGAGUCGAGUGACCAUUUUUCAAACCGUUUGUCGAACGUGGAACAAGGAACUGGUUUAGCUUCUAAAAUGGAAUGAGCGUUAUUCACUACAUGCUUUUGAAAAUAAAUGGUGUUGUUCUUUUAA
Molecule: messenger RNA, 2630 nt
Organism: Hippocampus zosterae (dwarf seahorse)
Lineage: Eukaryota; Metazoa; Chordata; Actinopteri; Syngnathiformes; Syngnathidae
Product: ribonuclease ZC3H12A-like
Exons: 6
Coding region: 635-2179 (514 amino acids)
Biological process (GO): 3'-UTR-mediated mRNA destabilization; nuclear-transcribed mRNA catabolic process, RNase MRP-dependent
Cellular component (GO): cytoplasmic ribonucleoprotein granule; nucleus
Molecular function (GO): RNA endonuclease activity; metal ion binding; mRNA binding
Source: RefSeq, a predicted model, not a curated record